This is a messenger RNA of Lactuca saligna, 1115 nucleotides long. The record is from the annotation of a GenBank genome assembly. Lineage: Eukaryota; Viridiplantae; Streptophyta; Magnoliopsida; Asterales; Asteraceae.
AUGUCAAAUAUUGUUUACAAAAACCUUUUUACUCAAAUUGCAAAAGAAACGAUGUCCAGUUGUUCUAGUAGUGGCAGUAGUUGCUUUGUGGACGAUGAGGAGUUAUUACAGUUUGAAGCGAGAUGUAAAGAGUUGAGGAUAGAAAAGGACAUGCUGAAAGAAUCAAGCUAUGAACUCAUUCGGAGCCUUGAAUCACAUGCAAAAACAUUAUCCCAAAAUCGUUCCAAUGACAAGAAACGUAUACAAGAUUUAGAAAGAGAGCUAAGAAACUGCACACAAGAAAUAGAUUACUUGCAGGAUCAAGUAAACACAAGGGACACUGAAAUAAACCACAUGACUGAUUACAUCCAAAUUCUAGAGUCAAAACUCAAAGCAAAAGAUAAUUUAGAUGGAAUCGUGAGAUGUUUAGAGCAAGAUUUGAAGGCAUGCAAUUUGGAAAAGUUGGUUUUGUUGGAAAAAUUAGAAAACAAAGAACAAGAAUUGCAUGAUGUUGCUUUAGAGUAUGAAUGUGACAUAGAAAGCAUGAAUCUUGAUUUAAUGGCUAUGGAGAAUAGUUUUCUUGAAGCUAAAGAGCUCCAAGAAGAAGUUAUUCAAGAACAUUGUAAGAUGCAGGAAAUGACUAAAAACUACAAGCUUCAAAUGCAUGAAUAUGAACUUCUUGUGAGCCAAUUGAAGGAACAAUUAAGAGAUGAAAAAUUUAAGGCAAAAGAAGAAGCUGAAGAUUUAGCUCAAGAAAUGGCUGAGUUAAGAUAUGAGUUAACCGGAUUGCUUGAAGAAGAAUAUAAAAGACGUGCGUGUAUAGAACAAAGAGCUUUACAAAGAAUAACCGAGUUGGAGUCUCAGAUUGAAAAAGAACGAAGGAAAACUUUUGCUAAUGUUCGUGGUCUUCCGAAUGCUUAAAAGUGUUAUUGUAUUGGUUUGUGUUAUUGAGAUUGUUUUUAUGGGUAGGAAUUAGAAUUUGAUUUAAUUAUAUCUUCUUUGUAUUGUAAAUUUGUCAAAUUCAAAGGAAUGUAUAGCUUUUAUUGUAUUUAAUAUAAGUUAUUGUAAGCGUUGUUGUUUUGGAUUUGGCAAUUUAUGAUUGGAGUGUUGGAAGGUUUGGUGAUGGAAUUUAUGUG